AUGAUCUCCCAAGUCUCAACGGACCUUCCGCUAGCAGAAGACGAUCCUGUAAUCGGCUUCCAAAAGAAAGAUUUGAUCGGCCUCGACAUGCCACAUAACGAUGCCAUUGUCAUCAGCAUUAAGAUCGCCCAGGCCAUGGUCGACCGAAUCUAUGCAGAUGAGGGCAUCGCAACCAAUAUCCUGCAGUUGGCUGUCAUCCAACAGAUGAGCUUAGAGACAAAGAUCAAUAAAUCAGCCAAGUCGCCGACUGGCUUCAAUGGCGCAACAACGGUUACCGUGGGCACAAUAGAUCUCGACGUCUACUCCCCACUAGUAAUCAGCUCUCAAACAUUCAUGGUCAUUGAUGAAGCCUCACCCUACAAUGGCAUUCUGGGCAGACCAUGGAUCAUCAAGAUCAACGCCAUCACCUCCGCCAUACAUCAGAAGAUUCGCUACCCAAUCCUUGGGGGCAGUGUCGGUCAAAUCAACAAUGAUCAGGCAAUGGCGAAGAAAUGCUCAACUCAAUGGCUAAAGAAAGGCAAGCAAACACAGUUCCUCCUUAUGAAUCAGGCAAAUCUAAAGGGAGUAGAACAAGUAGAGGAGAAAGCAGAUCCCGUUCUUGAUGGCCGAGCAAACCAGAAAGGAAAGGGAAUAACUACUCCCCAAUAA
Molecule: messenger RNA, 648 nt
Organism: Prunus armeniaca (apricot)
Lineage: Eukaryota; Viridiplantae; Streptophyta; Magnoliopsida; Rosales; Rosaceae
Source: the annotation of a GenBank genome assembly